AUGAUGUAUGAGGAAAUGGGUUCUAUGACUGAUGAUAUUCAGCGACGCUGCUCGCUUCCCAUUUUGAAAUCCUCCACUCUCGGUAUGAGUGGCUCUGACUUGGGCGAGGACCGCCGCCUGCCUCCUCUCCCCCGCGUGGAUCCAUUGCCCCGCGGACCUUUCCACCUGAACCCUUUCCAUGUCAAGGAGGCUUUCCCUCCCAGUACCCCGGGCCCACAAGACUCCUUCCAGUUCAAGUCAUCAUGGUCUGGUAGUGAGCCCAUCGUGGCUCCUCCCUCGCCAGCCAACUCUGCUGAGAGCUCUUGGCAAGAGUCUUUCACAGCCCAGAAGGCUGCCUCGACCGAGUGGCCCAAUGAUCUCUCUCCCACUGAGAUUAUGGCAUUGAUUGCUCCCAAGAACAUCAACCGUAAGCAGCCUCUCCAGCAGCUGUGCGGCCGUAAACGCAAGGGCAGCUCCGACUCCCCUGAUCCCGAUGAUCAGCGGGAAAAGCACCGCAUUGCCGAGGGCAACCGCCGAAAGAACCUCAGCCAGCUGCACCGUGAGCUGGACAGCCGAAUUCAUGACUUCUUCUUGGAGCGCGCCGGCUGGAACCCAUCUAAGAGCCUGAUCCAAUCCAAGGAGCAUAUCGUCCAGGGCGCCGUCUACCUUGUUGACUUCAUGCUUGCUAUUAUUGUCCACCUGAUCCGACAAGAGCAGGUCACCCCCCAGCUUUCUGAGAAGCUGCAGCCCCAAGUCCGCUGCAUGCAGCUGCAACAGCUAGUUACAUCCCUCCAGCAACAGAACCAGACCACCCAGCAACAGCUCCGCACCGCUAAGGCAGAGAACGAGAUGCUGGCGGAACGCAACCGUCACCUCGAGUUCCAGUUGAAGUCCUACGAUGCCAUGUUCCGCUCCCCAAAGCCCGAGAGCACAAGUCCCCGACCACUAGUCGAGGUUCCUGAGCACAAGCGCCAGAAGAAAGCUGGCCUACCGGGUCUACGUGUCUUCUGUGAUGAGAUCGGCCAAAACAUCAACAUGGGCCCCGAAACUCCUAUCUACCAUGAUCCCAUGCCGAGUGCUACUUCUCAAACCUUCAGCACAUCAUACCUCACAUCAACACCCCCUGUUACAGGUCCCUCAUCACCAGCUUUCCUCUCUUCGCAGCCCGCCUCUUUCAACUACCCUUCUUCCCGACGCCACUCGCUGAUUCCGUCGCCAUAA
Messenger RNA from Penicillium verhagenii, 1200 nucleotides. RefSeq names its product putative HLH DNA binding domain protein. Bases 1 to 1200 code for a protein of 399 amino acids. The record is from RefSeq and is a predicted model, not a curated record. NCBI's taxonomy places the organism in Eukaryota, Fungi, Ascomycota, Eurotiomycetes, Eurotiales, Aspergillaceae. The transcript has 2 exons.